Messenger RNA from Humulus lupulus (European hop), 1509 nucleotides. RefSeq lists its product as uncharacterized. The coding region runs from base 1 to 1509 and encodes 502 amino acids. Lineage: Eukaryota; Viridiplantae; Streptophyta; Magnoliopsida; Rosales; Cannabaceae. The transcript is spliced from 2 exons. The record is from RefSeq and is a predicted model, not a curated record.
AUGAACAAACAAGACGACUUUGAACUUGCUCCUAUUGACCCCGAGAUUGAACGUACUUUCAGAAAAAGGAGAAAGGCUCAAAAGGCUAAAAGCCGAGGCACUAUGGCUGAACAUGUUGAUGACGAAGGGGAUGCCCAAAAUGUAAUUAAUCCUAUUGUUUUGGCGGAUGAUAGAGCCAGAGCAAUACGGGAAUACGCUGCCCCCAUGUUUAAUGAGCUCAAUCCAGGCAUUGUGAGGCCCGAAAUACAAGCACCUCAGUUUGAGCUCAAGCCGGUUAUGUUUCAAAUGCUCCAAACCAUGGGGCAGUUUAGUGGGAUGCCAACGGAAGAUCCUCAUCUCCACCUUCGUUCAUUUUUGGAGGUGAGCGAUUCUUUUAAGCUUCAAGGAGUAAGUGAAGAGGCGUUAAGGCUGAAGUUAUUCCCGUUCUCUUUAAGGGAUCGAGCUAGAUCAUGGCUCAACACCCUUCCUCCCGAUUCCGUUACAAAUUGGAAUGACUUGGCUGAGAAAUUUCUAAGAAAAUACUUCCCUCCCACCAGAAAUGCAAAGUUCAGAAGCGAAAUUAUGCCUUUUCAGCAGCUUGAAGACGAGUCCACUAGUGAUGCGUGGGAAAGAUUUAAAGAGCUUUUGAGAAAAUGUCCACACCACGACAUACCACAUUGUAUACAAAUGGAGACGUUCUACAAUGGUCUCAAUGCAACCUUUUGGAUGGUAUUAGACGCCUCAGCCAAUGGUGCCAUUCUUUCCAAAGCUCCUACAAGUAGAAAGGUGGCGGGAGUUCUUGAAGUAGAUGCCUUAACGGCUUUAACAGCUCAAAUGGCCUCAAUGACCAACAUUUUAAAGAAUAUGAGUUUGAGAGGAAACAUUCAGCCAGCUGCUGCCAUUCAAAGUGGAGACAUCUCAUGUGUUUAUUGUGGAGAUGGGCACACGUUUGAGAACUGUCCUUCAAAUCCAGCUGCGGUUUGUUAUGUGGGUAACCAUAAUUUAAACCGCAACAACAACCCAUACUCAAAUUCUUAUAACCCAGCGUGGAGGCAGCAUCCGAAUCUGUCAUGGGGGGGUCAAGGAGCAAGUUCAAGUGGAGCGCCAGCACAAGGGAAACAGUCAUUUCCGCCAGGUUUUUCUCAACAGCCAAGGGCUCAGCAACCUCACCAAUCUCAAGGCUCUCAAUCUAGUUCUUUGGAGAGUUUAAUGAGGGAUUAUAUGGCAAAGAAUGAUGCUGUGAUUCAGAGCCAAGCAGCGUCUCUUCGUAAUCUGGAAAUUCAGUUUGGGCAACUGGCUAAUGAUCUGAAAAAUAGGCCACAAGGUUCUUUGCCUAGUGACACUGAGAAUCCGAGGAGGGAUGGUAAAGAACAUUGCAAAACAAUUAAUUUACGAAGUGGGAAAAUUCUGGAAAAUGAUGAUGAGAAAACAAAAGGCAGCAGGGAGCCCACUUCAAUCCAAAUUGAAGGGGAAACGAGUAAAAAAUCAGCAAGUUCAGCUGUUGAAAUUGGCCCAGUUGAUACAGCAUAG